This is a messenger RNA of Lynx canadensis (Canada lynx), 1513 nucleotides long. RefSeq names its product transcription elongation factor A2 (gene TCEA2). Gene Ontology annotation, cellular component: nucleus. NCBI's taxonomy places the organism in Eukaryota, Metazoa, Chordata, Mammalia, Carnivora, Felidae. The transcript is spliced from 10 exons. The record is from RefSeq and is a predicted model, not a curated record. Gene Ontology annotation, biological process: DNA-templated transcription; transcription elongation by RNA polymerase II. Bases 149 to 1051 code for a protein of 300 amino acids. Gene Ontology annotation, molecular function: zinc ion binding; nucleic acid binding.
GCCGGGGGUUUGAACGGAGGGUCUCCCGCCCGCGGCUGGGCUGCGUCGGCUGCGACGGGUGCGGGAGGCGGCGACGGCCGGGGCAGGGGGUCUAGGCCCGGAGGCUGAGGCUGGCGCGGCGGGCGCUGGGGGCCCUGCCCCCGUGUCGAUGAUGGGCAAAGAAGAGGAGAUUGCGCGGAUCGCCCGGAGGCUGGACAAGAUGGUGACCAAGAAGAGUGCGGAGGGAGCCAUGGACCUGCUGCGGGAGCUGAAGGCCAUGCCCGUCACGCUGCACCUGCUGCAGUCUACGCGCGUCGGCAUGUCCGUCAACGCCCUGCGGAAGCAGAGUUCUGAUGAGGGGGUCAUCGCGCUGGCCAAGUCGCUCAUCAAGUCCUGGAAGAAGCUCCUGGAUGCUUCAGACGCCAAAGCCAGGGAGCAGAGGAGGGGCGGACCUCUGCCCGCAUCGUCCUCGAAGGAGUCCCCUGAGGCCCAGGAUCCCAGCCGCAAGAGGCCAGAGCUGCCCAGGAUGCCAUCGGCCCCGAGGAUCACCACGUUUCCCCCGGUGCCGGUCACCUGUGAUGCCGUGCGCAACAAGUGCCGUGAGCUGUUGACCGCCGCCCUGCAGACAGACCAUGAGCACAUGGCCGUCGGUGCAGACUGCGAGGGCCUGUCGGCCCAGAUUGAGGAAUGUAUCUUCCGGGACGUGGGGAACACGGACAUGAAGUAUAAAAACCGUGUGCGGAGCCGCAUCUCCAACCUCAAGGACGCUAAGAACCCCGACCUGCGGCGGAACGUGUUGUGUGGUGCCAUAACACCCCAGCAGAUCGCUGUGAUGACGUCAGAGGAGAUGGCCAGCGACGAGCUGAAGGAGAUUCGGAAGGCGAUGACCAAGGAGGCCAUCCGAGAGCACCAGAUGGCCCGCACGGGGGGCACGCAGACAGACCUCUUCACCUGUGGGAAGUGCAAGAAGAAGAACUGUACUUACACGCAGGUGCAGACCCGCAGCUCUGAUGAGCCCAUGACCACCUUUGUCGUCUGUAAUGAGUGUGGAAACCGCUGGAAGUUCUGCUGAGCCCUCGUUGACAUGUCUGAAGCCUUGGGCCGUGCCCAGUGUUGGCCAUGGCCUUCCCUGCGUCCUCUGUCGACAGACAUAGCUUCUGGAGACCUGCCCUGUGCCUACCUGAACUUCCCCAGAGGGCUGUGCACCCUGCCCCCCACCCUGCCUGCAGUGCACCUUUCUUCCUCUUUCCCCCAAAUUAUUAAAUGUUUCUUUUUGCCAUGGUGUUGUUCCUGGCCCUUGGUUCUGGUGGGCCAUGCACGGUCUUGGGCUGUGACCUGGGCCGCCCUUGCCCCCCCACCACUGGGGAUAGCCCUCCUCCCUGGGAUCAGGUGACACUUAGGUUUGGCCCUAGUGGAACAGAGGUGGAGGGAAGAGACCGCUGGCCUUCGGAGGGGCCUGGUGAUCCCAGGAGGGACCCAGAUUCCUGCCUGUGUGUGCCCAUGGAGGAGGGACAGGUGCAGGGGCGCACAGCAU